AAAAUGGCUGGGAAAAGAUUGUGUCUCUUAGGAUUGGUUUUACUGCCAUUUACUAUUGUUUGCGCAGAUAUGCCUUUCCAACUUCGGGCUAUGCUCAGCAAGGCAGAUGAUAGCAGCAACUUCUGGGGCAUGCCUAAAAAUCACCCAAUAAGAAUGGAACUGGAAAGAGAACCCGGCGUUCUGUUAGGUAGAGAAGAAAAUUUGGAUAUUUCGAAACUGGCAAGCGGAGAUAUUGAUAAAGUUGUUCUAAGAUCAGAAAAUCUUCCUUUCAAAAUGUCAGGUAUUUUAAGACGUAAUGGAAGAUCUGGAGAAGAGAAAGCUCAAUGCCACAUACAUGUACAAGUGACGGAAACUUAUAAAGGAAAUUGUAUUCGACUAAGGAACAGUACUCCAGCAUGUCACAAUGAUAAAUAUGUCUCUAUCAAUUAUGAUGAGUGCAGCUAAGUACAUUGCCUUCGGAUUUACUGUUCGAUCUCUUCCCUUUACAGACGAUUAAAGGUUUCUGAUUUAAAAUGAGAUACUCGUUUGUAAAUAGAAGAAAAAGUCUUGACCAAGAUAAUAUUCGUUUUUGACAUAAUUAUAUCUUUGAACUUUAGAAAUUUUAUUGUUGUCUGUCUUACUGUUGCAGCUACGGUAGCAGAAACUGCAUUUUCGUUCAGAAGAUAAUUGAUGGUUCAUUUUACUAGUAUAUGUACUAUUAUCUUAAUAGUUUGUAUUAUAAUCUUAAAAUCCUGUAUUCGUUAUUUUAUUCAUUACACCCCGAUGAUGUGCUUAUGUCACUG
This is a messenger RNA of Stegodyphus dumicola, 782 nucleotides long. RefSeq lists its product as uncharacterized. The record is from RefSeq and is a predicted model, not a curated record. NCBI's taxonomy places the organism in Eukaryota, Metazoa, Arthropoda, Arachnida, Araneae, Eresidae.